AUGGAUGUGCAGCAUUGGAAUGCUGCUAUUGACCACUUCUUAACAGAAAAGCAUCAAAAACGAUCCGCUGGAAACAAAGAAUGUCGGGAGAAGCAAGUAGUUAAGAAUCGUGGAGGGACGUGUAGCUACGGUAGUGCUUGUUUCAAGAAAAUUCAUCACAUAGCGGACUCUAGUGGUGCAGACACCAUUGAUUGGAUCGCAAUAUUUGAGAAUGUGUUGGGUACACGAAAGGGGUAUCUGAGAGGCAUUGGGCCUAAACCUUCUUCAGUUGCGGGUACAAGUGCUCCAUCCCAAUGA
Molecule: messenger RNA, 297 nt
Organism: Lactuca virosa
Lineage: Eukaryota; Viridiplantae; Streptophyta; Magnoliopsida; Asterales; Asteraceae
Source: the annotation of a GenBank genome assembly